Messenger RNA from Talaromyces atroroseus, 2352 nucleotides. RefSeq lists its product as hypothetical. Gene Ontology annotation, cellular component: endosome; fungal-type vacuole membrane; trans-Golgi network. Gene Ontology annotation, molecular function: 1-phosphatidylinositol 4-kinase activity. Gene Ontology annotation, biological process: phosphatidylinositol phosphate biosynthetic process; Golgi organization; endosome organization. The transcript is spliced from 2 exons. Bases 1 to 2352 code for a protein of 783 amino acids. The record is from RefSeq and is a predicted model, not a curated record. NCBI's taxonomy places the organism in Eukaryota, Fungi, Ascomycota, Eurotiomycetes, Eurotiales, Trichocomaceae.
AUGCCUAAACGUCCAGCCGCGUCGGGUUAUGCGCGGCUUGCCCAGGCCGAAGACGAUGAAAGAGACUACUACGAUGAAUCGGACGAGGAAGGAGGCCUCUAUGGCGCUCCGCGCACGAUAUCCUCGCCGACGCAAUUUGCCCCCAUCAGCGCUCGAGCUCAGAUGCAGCCGCCCGGCUCAUCGACACCACCUGAAUAUCGACGCAGAAAUAGCGGCCCUGCGCGCCGUCGAAAACGCAGCAACUCGUCCGGUGUUGACAUCAAAGCCAUCAACGCCCGCUUGGAACGAUGGGCCGAGGAAAUAGCUUCGAGAUUCAAGAUCAGCAAAGGACCCGGAAGGUCGUUACAAGAUGAGAAACUCGAAAUCCAUCACACCGUUUUCCGUCCCCCAAAUGGUGUUCAGCCAUAUACUGCCGAGGAGUUGGAUACCGAUGAAUACGAGUCUGAACAGAAACAAAAACGCGUCCAGUUUGAGGAUAUUGUCGAAAGUGUUCGUACCGCAAUCGAGCUCGGCGUACACCCCAAGAUGAUAUCGAAGGGAAGUUCUGGUAGUUACUUUGCUCGAAACGCGGAAGGCAAGGUAGUCGGUGUCUUUAAGCCAAAGGAUGAAGAGCCCUACGCUUCCAGGAAUCCUAAGUGGACAAAGUGGCUGCAUAGGAACCUCUUCCCUUGUUGUUUUGGCAGAGCAUGUCUUAUCCCAAAUCUGUCCUACGUUUCCGAAGCAGCUGCAUCGGUUUUGGAUGCACGACUGCGUACGAAUAUUGUCCCAUACACAGACGUUGUUUGGAUGUCUUCCAAAUCGUUUCACUAUGAUUUCUGGGAACGAAGAAAGGCUUGGAGUGGCCGGAGACCAUUACCUCCAAAGCCUGGGAGCUUUCAAGUAUUUUUAAAAGGCUACAAGGAUGCCACUAUAUUUUUACGAGAACAUCCUUGGCCCGACCAGGCAAACUCUGGAUUUAACACCGACGAUGCCCCAAAGCGAAAGAAACGACCAUGGAACGAGGCCUGCCGGCCAUCUGGCAUUCAUUCUGAUGACGAAGAUGAAGAAGACUACGAUGUAGACAACGUGCGCACUCCGUCUCCGCAGAGCGAGGGAUCAGAAGAACGAUUCUAUUGGAGUGAAAAUUUGAAACAGUCGUUCCGAGAAGAAUUGGAGAAAUUGGUCAUUCUGGAUUAUAUCAUGCGAAACACCGACCGCGGAUUGGAUAAUUGGAUGAUCAGGGUAGAUUGGAAGACUGAAGAGGUUUCCAUCGUCGCGGAGCCUCCCAAGCCAAACGGUGUCGCUGAUGAUGAAUCCGAGCCCGCUCAGCCUGCUCGUACCGUCCCAUUAAAUUCAGACCGUCAAAAUGCGAAUUUAACGGCACCACUCCCUUAUCGACGACAUGAAGCUAUGGUUGCCACGAGCCGCACUGGGACUCCUUCCAAUGUGUUGGAAAAGCACGCAACCAUCAGUGUUGGUGCCAUUGACAACAGUCUGUCAUGGCCAUGGAAACACCCGGAUGCUUGGCGAAGUUUUCCUUUCGGUUGGCUGUUCCUUCCUGUUUCGCUUAUCGGGCAGCCCUUCUCGCAGAAAACCCGGGAUCAUUUUCUCCCCCUACUCACGUCAACUGCGUGGUGGAGCGGCACUCAGGCUGCAUUACGACGAGUCUUCAUUGAGGAUUCCGAUUUCAAAGAGAGCAUGUUCGCCAAACAAAUGGCGGUUAUGAAAGGCCAAGCUUGGAAUGUUGUCGAGACGCUCAAGCAGCCCGACCACGGUCCUUUGGAACUCACUCGUCGUACCCGAGUUUGCGUCUGGGAUGACCUCGUAGAUGUCCCGGUCGCAAUCCCCAUGCGGGGUCCAUCUACCGAGGCUCAGAGGCAGCGUAUGCAGGCUUCCAUGCGAGAAGAGGGCGAGCAGGAAAUGGACAUCAGUGCUGCUCCAGGCCGCGAUCAAGAUCUUUUGCCCUUGGGUUCUCCGGCAAGUGAUCUUCCCAAUCCUAACAGGUUUGAAUUGGCCCGUGAUGGAAGGUCUGCUGAGCUCGGGGAUGGAGCCCUUGACAUUGGCUACGAUCGCUUUGAUAUCGCAGAUGAUGGCAGGGAUUUGGCCACGAGUUGGGCCGCUCCGUCCUCUUAUCGAUCUCGCAAUUACAAAGAAGCCACACAUAAUGGAAGGUUAGAACGCUCAGCCAGACACGCGCGGUACAACUCGUUGUCAAAUCGACGAGGUAGCAAUUCAUGGGCCUUUGCUGGGGACGACCUUGAAGGCGACCUAGGCUAUGCAGCCGCGGAGGAAAUGGAAGGCCACGAACGAAAAGUCAUUGUUGAACGGCUUGAAACGGUCAAGAGCAAAAAUCCUAUCUUCACAUGGUGUUAA